CACGCGCGAGGCCGCGGACGGAACCGACGCACGCGCGAGCGCCCCGACGAGCGCCCGGACGCGGGGCCUAGAGGAGCGAGCCGGAUAGCGAGCGAGCGCGAUCGACGACGCCGAGGAACGCGGGCGCUUUUCGGGUGACGCGCCCAACGCACGCGGCUCGGGGGAAUAAACACACGCGAAAGAAAGAUGGUGCACGACUCUGCCAUUCACGACGCGGGCGCGGCGAGGCGCGCGAACGUUCUCGUGGUCAACGACGACGGCAUCGCCGCCGCCGGACUCGCGAAGGUCGUCGAGGCGCUCGACAGGACCGGCAGGCUCGACGUCUACGUCGUCGCUCCCGACAAGGAGAUGAGCGCGACGUCGCACUCCAUCUCGAUACACAACGCCGUCUCCGCCACGCCGCGCGUCGUUCCCGGCGCGACGCGCGCCUUCUCCUCCAGCGGCACCCCCGCGGACUGCACCAUGCUCGGCCUCUCCGUGCUCUACCGGAGCAAGCGCUUCGACUACAUCGUGUCCGGGAUCAACCGCGGCGAUAACCUCGGCCUGCACGUCGUGUACUCCGGCACCGUCGCGGGCGCCCGCGAGGGCGCCAUGCGCACCGGCGCCGUGGGCGUCGCCGUCUCCCUCGACUCGUACUCCAGAACAGCCGACUACUCGGAAGCCGCGAGGCUCACCGCCGAACUCGUCACCUCCAUCCACGACGCGCCGGGCUUGACGGAGACGUUGCGCGGCUGCGUCCUCAACGUCAACGUCCCCAACCUGCCGCGCACGCACAUCAAGGGCGUCAAGCUGACAACCCCGGGGCUGAGCUGCACGCAGGCGGAGUGGGUCAGAGUCCCGGGCACUCGCGGCGACAGCUGUGACGAUUUAAACGAAGAUGAGACUCGAGGACCCGAUUCCGACUCGGACGGCGACUGGCGACACGACGGCGCCUUCGCCGACGGCGUCGACGAACUCCCGAUCGCGGACGCCGGCGAGGGGCUCGUCGGGACCCCCGGGACCCCCGGUGGAACCGACGACGGCGCGUGGGAGAGCGGAACGCGAUGGUUUCGGAACAAGCCCGGUCCCGCCCGGGAAGACGACCGCGAGGGCUACGAUAAACGCGCGAUGAAAGACGGGUUCGUCAGCGUGUCGGUGCUCGCGAGCGGAUACGCGACGGUGGCGUUCGAUCGGACGAAAAUACCGAAAGAAAACGCGGGUCUGGGGUUGGGAGAGACGCUGGUACGGGCGCUCGUGCCGGACGGCGCGCGUCCGGGGAUUCGCAGCGCGGCGUGAGCGGCGAGCGAGCGCCGUUCACGCACGCGUGAUGACGACGGGGAGGGGUUCGUUUGUUUGGGUUCCCCCGCCGCCGCCAGUUGUACGUAACAUUAUUUGUAAUCAAAUCGGAUCGAAUCGCGUC
Micromonas commoda is the source of this 1399-nucleotide messenger RNA. RefSeq lists its product with no specific name. Bases 187 to 1275 code for a protein of 362 amino acids. Lineage: Eukaryota; Viridiplantae; Chlorophyta; Mamiellophyceae; Mamiellales; Mamiellaceae. The transcript has 2 exons. Gene Ontology annotation, molecular function: nucleotidase activity. The record is from RefSeq and is a predicted model, not a curated record.